Sitophilus oryzae (rice weevil) is the source of this 4918-nucleotide messenger RNA. Its product is annotated as hemicentin-1-like. Lineage: Eukaryota; Metazoa; Arthropoda; Insecta; Coleoptera; Curculionidae. Gene Ontology annotation, molecular function: cell adhesion molecule binding. Gene Ontology annotation, cellular component: cell-cell junction. Gene Ontology annotation, biological process: cell-cell adhesion. The transcript is spliced from 14 exons. The record is from RefSeq and is a predicted model, not a curated record. Bases 615 to 4223 code for a protein of 1202 amino acids.
AUUAUCAACGAAAAUAAUUGAGUAUUUGAAGAAUAUUUCUGGUUUUUGCUGGAUUAUUUGAACAUUUUGGUGAAGCCCGAUAAAAAACGGUAUUGUUUACAUGGAAAACAGGUGAAAAAUUUGGUCUGUAACUUCGUUAUUCCUCGAGGAGAGUUUGUGUAGUUUCCCGAGCGUGCGCUAGAGGCAGGACGGUCGUUUGUAACGGUCGCCGCAGCGUUUCUGUUGAAUUUUUGCCGCGCAUUCUACGACCGCUCGCUGUUACGUAGAGGUCUUUGAAAGAUCGGCCGGUGGAAACCCGCUUUUCGCGAAGUUUUCCGCAGAUUUUCCGUUGAAAAGAAAAACUCUUGAAGGAAACUUGACGUUAGUGCACGCGCAAACUUGAUUCUCAGCGCGUGUUUUGUUAGUGUCAUCAUCACCAAAUGAUUUGAAUUGGAUUAUUUUUGUUUUUCUUGGAUUGAGUGUGUUUAUAUUGUGUGUUUACCAGGAUUGUGUGAGACCAUGACAUAAAGGAUUAACCUGAUGAGGAUUUUUAAGUGAAUUUAGUGAGUUUUGUUUGGAUUUGAACGACGAAAAAAUACUUCGAGUGAAAAAAAACUGGUUUCAGCGGAAGGAGUAUGGAGCGAAGAAUGGAUUUUGAACUGCGGUGGUUUCUGGUCUCCAUAUUUUUAUCAGGAAUAUGUUUGGUGGGAUCUGAGGAUAUUGUCAAGGACGCAAGGGAGGGGGAGGAUGUCACCUUGGAGUGCAGGUUUUCGCCACAGAGUUCGUCGGAUAUCCUGUCAUAUUACUGGAUAAGGCAGACGAAAUAUAGCCACGACAACGUUGCUAUUAAGGACACGCCAUUUGCUCCAAAUUACAGGCCAAACUACCACGUAGACGAAGGCAUCUACGACUUGCUCAUCAACAACGCCUCCUAUGACAGAGAUAACGGCAGGUUCGAGUGCAAAGUUAAAGCCGCAGGCUCGGGACAGGACUUGCACGUGCAAAAAUACACCUUGACCGUCCUGGCACCUCCUCAGCCUCCUCAAAUAGCUCCUGGGUCCAUAGUGACAGUGACAGAAGGAAAAAGACAAGAGUUGACGUGCAGUAGUGUUGGGGGUUCCCCGGAUCCUCAAGUUAGAUGGUACAAGCAAGGAUCAGUAUAUCCACUGGAAGCUGCCCUUAAAAAUGGUGGAUCGAGGGACCAACCGACCACAGCUACCCUGACUAUUACUCCGACCAAAGAAGAUGACGAAGCUAUCUUCAGAUGCGAAGUCUGGAACAGAGCUUUACCCAAAGAUAAACCCUUAACCUCCACAGUCACCUUAAGCGUCCAAUACUUUCCCAGAGUGGAUGUCGGCCCGGAAAAUCCGCUCAGAGUGGAAAGAGACUCGCAGGCGACUCUGCAGUGUUCGGUCGAUGCCAAACCCAAAGUGACAGGUGUCAGAUGGAUGAGAAAUGGAAGGUUCAUCAGUGCGAACUAUAAUAAUAUUAUACAUCGAGUUUCUAUACAAGAUGCAGGAAAAUAUACAUGUAGUGCUGACAAUGGCUUAGGAAAAGUCGGUGAAAAAGAGAUAACUUUGGAUGUUCUCUACGCUCCAAUUGUCAGUUUAGAAGCCAAAACGAAAGACAUCGAAGAAGGCGAAUCGGUUUACAUUAAAUGUAAUGUGACAGCCAAUCCUAGCCCAGUUACUAUUGAAUGGCUUAAAGAAGAGAGGCCCGACUUCAGACAAACCGGCGAUGCUUUGCGACUAUCCCACGUGACCGCUGAACACGUUGGAACCUACGUAUGCCGUGCAGUUAAUAUCCUAACCCCUUCAGGCCAAGGUGCUCGCAGAUUUGAGCGAGUAGGAAAUGCAACUGUCAAACUCUUGGUACGCCAUCGACCUGGACGAGCAAGAGUAUCACCCAGUAAACCUGUAGUCUCUGAAGGAGGUGCUGUUACACUCACUUGCACAGCCUCACCAUCUGGUUGGCCUGCACCUCAAUAUCGCUGGUUGAGAGUGGGAGUUGACGGCCAAACAACCAUUCUAGCGACAGGAACGAAGUACACUAUCGCCAACGCAAAUCUGGGGGCUGAGGGAACUUACAACUGUCAAGCUACCAACGAACUAGGUCCUGGUGAAAUGGCUUCGGUGGAUUUGGAAGUUCACCAACCUCCAACGUUUAAACACAAACUAAAACCAACUGAGACCAGGAAAGUGGGGGAUGCAGCAUAUUCAAUUUCGUGUAGCGCCAAAGGGAAACCUCGUCCUAUCGUGAAAUGGUUGAAAGAUCACGAUGAACUGACAGCUGAUGCGAAUAUGUUCGAGGUGAAAACGGAAUAUUCCGAAUCUAAUAAUGGAGCGGUGAAUGUACAGAGUGUUUUGAGAUUUAACGGUAAAGCUAGGCCGAAUGGGAAUGAACUUCUGCCUUCGGAUAGAGGGGUUUAUGCUUGUAACUUUCAAAAUGAAGUGAGGCGAACUGAAUCUACAAUGCAUCUGAAAAUUGAACAUGAACCAAUUGUUUUGCACCAAUAUAACAAAGUCGCCUAUGACGUUUCCGAAACUGCCAAAGUAGUCUGUCGCGUUCAAGCCUAUCCCAGACCCGAAUUCAAGUGGUUCUUUGGUAACAAUCUCAGUCCACUUCAUUCUUCCUCAGAAGGACACUACAUUAUAGAAACAUCCCCCGAAGAAGGAGACAUAUACAGCAGCGUCCUGAGGGUAUCCAAUAUAAAGAAGCACGAUUAUGGAGAGUAUAACUGCCAGGUUAUCAACAAUUUGGGUAAAAUUGAGACAAAAAUAAGACUACAGCCUAAGGGACCACCAGAAAAACCUCAUAAACUAUCUGCUUUAUUUACUGGUCCAACGUUUGUGACACUGGGCUGGGAACCUGGUUUUAAUGGAGGAAUUGAUAACACCAAAUAUUUUGUUUCGUACAAGAGGAUAGCUGGGGAAAAUAAUGGGCUUGUAGAAGGGUGUGGUCCAAUUUCGAAAAACAUGGAUUGGGCUGAAGUGGAUUGUCAACAGAACGUACCAUGCAAUGUGACUCAUUUGGAGCAACAUCAGUCAUAUGUAUUUAAGGUUAAGGCAUUGAACACUAAAGGAGUUGGUGAAGACUCUCAGGAAAUUAGAGCUACAACCAGAGUAGACCGAAUACCUAUACCUCAAAGAGUUGCUUAUGAUAAAUCGUCAAAUAUGCUGUCUAUAAAUAUUCCUGCUACAUGUUUACCCCUGGUUGCUGUGAUAGAAUCUGUCAGUAAUGAUAAUCAUCCAGUUACUGCCUGGCAAGUGAUUGACACUUUACCUUUACAAGUUUCUGGAAUGACACCAACUUACCAAGAACGAAGUUUAGACAAAAUGAUGACCAGAAGCUUUGGAAAUGCCUUGGGUCGAUCCUUAGUCGACGAACCUAUAGGAAUGGAUGAAUAUAGCCCGAGAAUUCGUGUCAAAUUAUGCCUAAGCACUCACAGAGACCACUGUGGUGAAUUUGUCGAAGCUGAAUUGGGAUACGCAAAUUCUUUGAGAGAAGCUUCAUCGUUGACAACACCAACACUGAUCGUCAUUAUCGUUACAUGCGCUCUAUUUCUGCUCAGCGCUGGACUACUUUUGGUAUUCUGCAGGUGUAGAAGAGCUCAGCAUGGAAAGAAAGCUCAGCAAGCCAAAGACCUGGAAAUGGACUCAGUGAGACCCACCAUUAUACCAGCCAACGGAAAUGGACAACAGUUGAAUUCACCUUUGUUCCAGAACCAGGCACCCCCACCAUACUAUGCGCCUGGACUCGAUAAUCAAGCCUUAGACCUUCAGCUGGCCUUGGAAGACCAAAAGGCUGUCUACGCCGCAACACAAAAUGGGUACGGACAUUAUGGAGAACCUAGAAAUGACUGGAACUACCUUGAUGCAGGUUAUACAACUGCUGUACCCGGAAACGGAAGUGUGGACUCACAGGACUCAUUGUGGCAACUGAAAAUGGCAGCUAAUGGAGGAUCUCAAGUGUACGACCAAUAUGGCGGACAUGACGAUUACGCACCGUUCCCCCAGACUCAGGAUCCUUACGCACAGGUACACAAGCCGAAAAAACGCCUAGAAUCCCCCGCAGUAUAUAGAGACACCCCGGGGCUCCCCGACCCAUUCAUGGAACAGAUGGACGACGACAAGCCACCCCCACCACCCCAGCACAUGUCACUGGCCUACGAGGAGUCGCUAGAAAGCGGCUACUCCACACCCAACUCGCGCACGCGCAGAGUGAUCCGGGAAAUAAUCGUUUAGAACGUUUAAAUUGUUUUUUGUCUAACUGUGUAGAACAUUCGACCAAUAAACAAGAAGCGACGGUGUUCGUACGUGUUCGUUUACCUUCGUAAGAAGCGCCAUAAGCGGUGAAUUUUCGAGUUAUUUUUGGAUGAAAAGACGAUUUAUAUUUGUGUGUACAUACGGUGUGUAACUUCGCUUUUGACGUAAGUUCCUAAAUAAUUCGAGUUUCAUCUCGUGAUGUAUACGUAAAAUUGCGUAGUCACACUCUAAUAAUUAUUGUUUUAGAUAAUUUUAUAUAAGUUUUUUAUAAAAAUUAUUUCCGACAAAUUUACAUAUUUUUGUGGAUUUGCUACAAAAAUAUACACUUUUUUAAAAGUUAAGAUCCACUGGAACAAAUUUCUUAAGAGUUUUUUCUCCAAUACUAAAAUAUCAUAUUAACUUUAUAUUUUUUUUAUACUUUAAUACAGUUUUAGAAUGUCAAGGAUGCAGUUCAAAAUGAAUAUUUAGUUAUCUGCAUUAAAUUAUCUUUUUUGACCGCCAUAUUAUUUUGAUUAUCUUGACGAUAGUGCCAUAAUAUAAUGCUUUAAAAGCUAAAGUUACUCAAAAUGGUAACAGUUAUAAUUAUUCAUCUACCUUACUAGUUUUUUAAAAACAAUUGUCAUGAUCAUGGCAUUUUCAAAAAAAUUAUAAAUCUACAGUCUAUAAAAUGAAUA